This is a messenger RNA of Leishmania braziliensis MHOM/BR/75/M2904, 2499 nucleotides long. Its product is annotated as putative cytochrome P450 reductase. Gene Ontology annotation, cellular component: cytosol. Gene Ontology annotation, molecular function: NADPH-hemoprotein reductase activity; FMN binding; flavin adenine dinucleotide binding. Bases 1 to 2499 code for a protein of 832 amino acids. The transcript has a single exon. The record is from RefSeq and is a predicted model, not a curated record. Lineage: Eukaryota; Euglenozoa; Kinetoplastea; Trypanosomatida; Trypanosomatidae.
AUGGUGCAGAAGCGGUACUUAGCCCUGGUGGGGCUGUUGGUGCUUGGCGCCACCUCUUCGGUGCUGCUGAGGCGACAGCGAAAGGUGCAGCGUGAGCGUCGAGAGUUUGCUGAGCGGUACGUGAAGCAAAUAAAAGCGGCCCGUGAGGCGCACGCUCAGUGCUUGAAUGGUGGAAGCGCCUCGCAGGACUCGGGAGACAUUAGCGACGCCGACCUUGACGAUGAGUCCGCGACUGUGAAGGUUAUUUAUGGCAGCGAGUCUGGCAAUGCCGAGGCGCUGGCGAAGGGCUUCGUCAUGACACUGCGCGACCGCGGCGUCCAGGCAGCUCUCAUUGACCCUAGCCGUUGGAGCUACAUGGAGGACUACUUGUACCACAAUAAGCGGAACGUGCCACUGUUUCACCCCAUCAAGGUAACUUCUCCCAAUAGUCACACUGCCAAGAAGAAGCUCUGCAAAACUCCUGAGAAGGCGAAAGAGUCGAGUCCGCCGCUGGUGUACAUCUUCAUUGUCGCGACAGCUGGUGAGGGCGAUCCAACUGGUAACUUCAUGGCUCUUUUCCACGAAAUGCAGGCGGCGGUGCGGCGAGCUACCACUGACAAGGUAUCUACCCAGUCUAGUGACGCGGCUGCACCUGCGGCGCCGUUUUCCGCUACAGCGGAGGCGCCAUUCAAGAACAUCUACUACGCAGUGUUUGGUCUCGGGGACAGUUCCUACAAGUAUUACUGCCGUUCCGCCACGGACACGAACACGCUCCUCAAAAAAGGCGGCGGCAUUAGCGUGCAUCGCGUCGGCUUUGGCGACGCUCGCAACGGCAUGCAGGAAGACGUCUUCGACGAGUGGCAGGAGAAGGUGAUGCUGGCACUGGAAGAGAAGUGUGGUCUGGAGAUGACAACUGGCACGCGUGCACCGCCAAAGCCCGAGCUGCAGUUCCGCUUCCUGUCUUCCGCUGCAGCGACGACGGCAGCCACCACGUCCACCACCCCUCAGGCAUGCCCUUGUGGCGCCACCGCGGCUACAGCAGCGCCAAGCGCGCCUGUCGUCACCGACAACGCGGCCCCGAACCACAGAGCUCUCUCAAGCACCGCAAUACCGAGCAGCAGCGUGGAAGCGGAAAGCACGAGCGCACCACCCCUCUCACUCCCAUUUCCGCCGCCACCGAUGCUGCUGGAGCCGUCACUGAUGAACCCCACAAGGAUCCGCCUGGUAACGAAGACGCAGCUGACCCAGCCGCGCGACAGCGACGGCAGCAGUGUCUACUGCUUCUGCUUUGAGUCGGAGGGCACGGGCAUCUCGUACCAAGCGGGCGACCAUCUUGGGAUCUUUCCCACGAGCCCGCCGGAUAUGGUGGCGCGUUACGCUAAGGCUCUCUCCAUCCCAGCAGACGAGCUGGAGACGUCGGUGGAACUGUGCGAGACGGUGCCGUCGCGCGGAAUUCUGCGCAACGUGCUUCCGGCCUGUGUACCUUUGCGGGUGGUACUGCAGCGCUACGUGGAUCUGUGCGGCCGUCCAAAGAAGUCGACCUUGCGCGUUCUCGCCAAGUACUGCACGGACCUGGUUCAGAAGGAGGCCUUCCUCGACCUUCUCCGUCUCCCCGCAGAGAAGGAGGUGGAGGAGACUGGUGCGAGGACCUCCUCUGCGCGGAAGCCGAAGAAGCUGCGCACCGUUGUGGACUACCUCGAGAAGUUCCCCAGCUGCUGCUGCAUUCCGCUUGGCCACUUCAUCGAGAUCAUGCCGCGCACACAGCCGCGCUACUACUCUAUCGCGUCGGACCGUAUGUCCCACGGCACCAAGGUCGAGAUUAUCGUGCGAGUGCUCACGGACGGGCUGGCCAGCUCCUACCUCGCCCACCGGGUCGAGGAAGGGGAGGAGGUGUUCGCUUACGUUUGCAUCAGCGCCUUUCAUCUUCCGCAGCGCAUUGGAGAAAACCGCCCGAUACUGAUGAUUGGUCCUGGCACCGGUGCUGCUGCUAUGGUGGGGCUUUGCUACAAGAAGGAGGCCCUAAUGCGAAAGCAACCGGCGGCCCAGUACGGCCCAACCGUCUUCCUCUUCGGUGCGCAGUAUCGCCAAACCGAGUACUUUGUGGAGGAGGAGUUGCAGCGCUGGUCCAUGGCGCCGGCAGAGAUGAGGCAAUGGGACAUUAAUCACCCCACUUCUCACGCCGGGCUGGCAGCACGCCGUAGCAAGACGCACUCGACGGAGCCACUCUCCAACUCGGUCAUCACGAUGGUAGAUUGCGCCUUUAGUAGAGAUCAAGCGGAAAAAAUAUACGUCACGUCUCUCAUCGAUAAGCACAAGGAUCUCCUCUACGGGAUGCUCACAAGCACCUCCGGCGGCGGCUGCCUCAUCUUCUUGUCCGGUGAUGCAUCCUGCAUGGCGAAGGACGUGGACCGGGCACUGGUGGCGCUGCUGCAGGACCGCGGAGGCAUGACGCGCAUGGCAGCUAUUGAGUAUCUGCGGCGCAUGGAGAGCGACCACCGCUAUCUCAAGGAUGUGUACUAG